Rotaria socialis is the source of this 402-nucleotide messenger RNA. The record is from the annotation of a GenBank genome assembly. Lineage: Eukaryota; Metazoa; Rotifera; Eurotatoria; Philodinida; Philodinidae.
AUGGAAGAUUCACAAAGAAAAUUAAACGAUGCUAUUUCAACAAUGGCUGGAUCAUUACAUAAAAAUUAUCUACGACGAAUUUAUGGUGAAGCAUUUAAUUGUUCGUAUCGUUGUACAGAAGAUCCAUCACUUGAUCCAUUAAAAUUUAAUGAAUGCGCUGAAAGAUGUUCAUCGAAAAUCAGCCAAGCCGAACAAGGGAUGAGCCAAGAAAUGCAAAAUCUACAAAAUCGUUUAAUGCGAUGUAUUCAAAGCUGUGAAGAUAAAGCAAAAGAUAGUGGCCAUAAAGAUGAAAAUCUUAUGCGAUCUGUUUUUGAACCAUGUGUUGUCAAUUGUGCCAAUGAAAUUCAAGGCGCAUUACCGAAAAUUGAAAAACGUAUUAUUGAGCAAUUAAAAAAAUUCUGA